CAGUUUCGCUUCUGGACUUUAGAAGCAAUAGGAGUUGCAGAACGAACAGAAUGGACUGUUAUACGCGUUUAGUUUAACUUUGGGAAAAGCUGUGCUAAUGAAGCUUUUCUUCAGUGUCCUCGCAUUGAUUUUGUUUUCACCCGACCGUGGUGUGUCUGGUGUCAGCGUGUCGUUGAAGGAUGGAGAUUCAGUCACUCUACACACCGGGGUUGAAACAAAGCACCAAGAGGAUAUUAAAUGGUAUUUCAAGAACACUCGCAUCGCUCAAAUCAGUGGAGAUCUCAGUUUUAUCUGUACAGAUGUUCAGUGUUAUGCAGGCACUGAGAGAUUCAGAGACAGGCUGAAGCUGGAUCAUCAGACUGGAUCUCUGACCAUCACAAACAUCACAAACACAGACUCUGGAGAAUAUAAACUUAAAAUCAUCAUCAGGAGCAGCGACAGUGAAAAGGUCUUCAAUGUUUCCGUCACUAAUGUUUCUGCUGCUGAGCUAUAUGAAACGAAGAAGGGAGAAUCUGUCGUUUUAGAUUCUGGUGCUAUAAAAAACACAAACGAUGUGAUGAAGUGGUAUUUUAAUGACACUCUGGGCGUUGAAAUCAAUGGAGAUCAGAGUCUGAUCUGUACAGAUGAGUGUAAAGAGAGAUUCAGAGACAGACUGGAGCUGGAUCUUCAGACUGGAUCUCUGACCAUCACGAACACCAGAACCACAGACUCUGGACUUUAUAAACUACUGAUGACCAGCGGUAACAGCAGCUUCAGCAUCACCACAGUGAAGAGAUUCUGUGUUUCUGUCUCUGUUGUUCCAGAUUCAGGUCUGUCUUCAGCUGCUGUAGGAGGAAUAGUUGCUGCUGUUGUUCUUCUGGUGGCUGCUGCUGUAGUUGUUGGUGUGUUUUACUGUCGCCACAAGAGACAUACACCAGUACCACAGAAUGUGGAGGACGAUGUAUUGUGAUCACCUGAUCCAAAAGACAUUCUUUUGAGAAAGAUCGCGGGAUGUUCUUCAACUCCGUUUACUCAAAAAGUGAUCAGAAGUGGCGGCGCUUGAUGGUUUUAGUAUAUUGAGGUUUAACAAAGCUGCCUGAGUGAUUCAGACGGAUAAAUAACAGCAAGACAUGUCUUUUGCGCUGCGAGAAGCAUUAAUUCACUAAUCUUUUUUUGACACGUCGGUGAUUACACCUAGCCUUGCAUCUUUAUAUCCACAUUGAAUGAACUGACUGUUCCAGAUACCUCACUAAUCCAGGCAUUACACUGAUUUUUAAAAAAUGUUUCUGCUUUUGCAUUACUUGCAUUAGACAAACCUAUUAGAGGAGAGUCAUACGAUGCAUAUAAUGUGUCCUCAAUGAACUAACACUAUUUAUGUUACUAAUGUUUAUUAUAUAACCGCUAACCAUUUGAAUGGCCUUCUCUGACAAGCAUAGCUUUUUGUAUGUUCCUCAGCUACACCAGAACUAAAAGCAGUCAUCGAUUUCAACUAUAACCUGAUCCAGCAAAAUGAGUCACAGUGACGCAAAUUUUGGAUUUUGGUAUCAAUGGAAAGAGGACACCAAUUGAAAACCUGAAAAAAGCGUUUUUUUUUGCAGAUAUCUUUAAAAAGAUAUACUAUUGUAUAUAAAUGCUAUUAAACAGCAAGCUGAAAGCACAAGUAACUUUAAUUUUUUUUUUUAAAUAAAUAUUUUAACCUUAAACUCUUUGUCAUAUAGGUAUACAAAUAUACAAGAUUUAUAUACAAUUACAAAAUAAUAUAAAAUAGUGCCAUAAUACAAAUAGUGCCAUAGUACUUUGAGUAAAUGAAUAAAAAUACAUUUAUAAUAAUACUAAUACUGGGAUUUUUUAAUUUAGGAAUGCCUGUACUUGCAGAUUAGGAGACCCCUAGAGGACGUAUUUCUACACAUCGGUACAAUAUUUUUUAAUGAGGAACAAAUCAAAAAUGUAUGUUUUUGUACUACGUUUUUAUUUGUAAGACAGCUAUUUAAAUCUGUGAAGUUAUUGAAAUGUAUUUGAAGAAAGGCAAUAUGUCCUCUAGGGGUCUCUAAUCUCAGGCAUUCCUAAAAUCCCUGUAUUAGUAGUAUAAUACAUUUAAAGUCGCAGUAUUAUAUUUAAGGUGCUAAAAGGAUAUGAACUUGUUUUGCACACACACACACACACA
Molecule: messenger RNA, 2143 nt
Organism: Puntigrus tetrazona (Sumatra barb)
Lineage: Eukaryota; Metazoa; Chordata; Actinopteri; Cypriniformes; Cyprinidae
Exons: 5
Coding region: 98-949 (283 amino acids)
Source: RefSeq, a predicted model, not a curated record